AUGUUAGGUCGAAAGCUCUUGAAAUGGUUCCCAAACAUCAAAAAGAGAAGCAUUGAUUUUUCGAAGCCAGAGUGCUCUUCCAACAAGCAGGAUCUCAAAGCUCACCAAAACCCCUCGAUCUACAGCACUAUUCGGCGAUACAAUGAGCUUGGAUCAGAAGCAGAUUGCCAAAGAAUUCGACGUCCUUCCGUGUUCCAGGAUAAGAAACUCCAGAAACGAAAGUUGGAGAACCAAGAUGAAAAUGAAGAGAACCUUCUUCCUCUCCUCCAGGAGGCAGCAAAUCUUUUGAAGAGACCAAUUAUUCUCAUUUCCCUUACAAAAUUUUCAAAUGGAAAUUCUUGGAUGCUUGACAUUGUUGAUGUCUACAACUCCCAAAGUGAUCGGGUGUGGGCAAUGGACGAUGCCAAACCCAUUGGGAAGGAUGGCAUGAAGCAGAAACUGAAAUUUCUUCAGGGGACUUUCAUCCCAGGGGCGCAUGCGGCAGGCAUGGGCAUCAUUCUGCUUUGGAACACCCGACAUCAAGUUCUCCCUUUGCUGUGCCGAUUGGGACGUCUUGAUCGGCUAGACCGAAUGGACCUGGUGAGCCGGCUAGACCGGCUAGGCCAUCUGGGCAGGACGACUCGGCUAGACCGGCUGGACCGUCUGGGGCUGAUGAGACCAUUGCGCCGGUUGGCCCGGCUGGACUGGCGGGACCAAGAGAGCCUACAGGGCAGAAUGAACCGUCUGGGCCUGUUGGACAAGCUGAACAGGCUCUACUCGGCUAUGAAGUCUUUCCUUUACACUUGCAAGGAAGCAACAUCAUGGUCCAAAAUACUAAAAUAG
This is a messenger RNA of Darwinula stevensoni, 822 nucleotides long. The record is from the annotation of a GenBank genome assembly. NCBI's taxonomy places the organism in Eukaryota, Metazoa, Arthropoda, Ostracoda, Podocopida, Darwinulidae.